This is a messenger RNA of Podarcis raffonei (Aeolian wall lizard), 4569 nucleotides long. RefSeq names its product CAP-Gly domain containing linker protein family member 4 (gene CLIP4). Gene Ontology annotation, molecular function: microtubule plus-end binding. Gene Ontology annotation, cellular component: microtubule plus-end; cytoplasm; nucleus. Gene Ontology annotation, biological process: cytoplasmic microtubule organization. The record is from RefSeq and is a predicted model, not a curated record. The coding region runs from base 108 to 2213 and encodes 701 amino acids. NCBI's taxonomy places the organism in Eukaryota, Metazoa, Chordata, Lepidosauria, Squamata, Lacertidae. The transcript has 16 exons.
CUCCGAGCCACUGCGGGCUGCGCAAGACUCCCGCCCCCACUCGCCUCUCAUCCGCUUCAUUAGCGAGGAGAAGCGGAGGAAGAAGAAGACAGGUGGCUUUCUAGAAGAUGACCAUAGAGGAUCUUCCUGACCCUUCCAUAGAAGGAGAUCCUUUGACUAAAAGAUACCAGUAUCUUAUUCCGGGUUCUGAAGAUUCAAUCACCUAUUCUGUUUCUGCAGCACCAAUGCCUUCUGAAUGUGAGUUCUCCUUUUUUGAUCCUAAUGAUGCGGCAUGUCAGGAGAUUCUGUUCAACCCCAAAACAUCUGUGUCUGAACUAUUUGCUAUCUUAAGACAAUGGGUCCCCCAAGUUCAACAGAACAUUGAUGUCAUUGGGAGUGAGAUCAUUAAGAGAGGCUGCAAUGUGAAUGACAGAGAUGGAUUGACUGACAUGACUCUCUUGCAUUAUACAUGCAAGUCAGGGGCUCAUGGUAUUGGGGAUGUUGAGACUGCCGCCAAAUUUGCCUCCCAACUUAUUGACUUGGGUGCAGAUAUCAAUUUGAGGAGCCGUUGGACAAACAUGAAUGCUUUGCACUAUGCUGCCUACUUUGAUGUUCCAGAGCUCAUUAGCGUCAUUUUGAAAAAUGCAAAGUCAAAAGAUGUGGAUGCCACCUGCAGUGACUUUGAUUUUGGAACAGCCUUGCAUAUUGCUGCCUUCAACUUGUGUACAGGAGCUGUAAAGCGUUUAUUGGAACAUGGAGCCAACCCGGCCUUUAGGAAUGACAAGGGACAGACUCCAGCAGAUGUGGUUCCUGACCCGGUGGACAUGCCACUAGAGAUGGCAGAUGCAGCAGCCAGUGCUAAAGAAAUUAAGCAGAUGCUCUUAGAUGCAGUGCCUCUGUCUUGUGACAUUUCCAAGGCCCUGCUUCCAAACUAUGAUAAUGUCACUGGCAAAGAUAUGCUUGGAUCCCUUGGCUUGAAGCUUGGAGAUCGGGUUGUCAUUGCAGGACAGAAGGUUGGCACAUUAAGAUUUUGUGGCGCAACAGAGUUUGCCAGUGGACAGUGGGCUGGCAUAGAAUUGGAUGAACCUGAAGGAAAAAACAAUGGAAGUGUUGGCAAAGUGCAGUACUUCAAGUGUGCACCAAAACAUGGUAUCUUUGCACCUCUCUCUAAAAUAAGUAAAGCUUCAGAACACAAAAAGAAUUCAAAGGUUUCUUCCUCGCGACCUUCUCCCGCUGUCAAGUCCAAGAAAAUUGAUGUAACGCACAUAACGUCCAAGGUGAAUUCAGGCUUAUCUGCACUGAAAAAAGACAGCACCCCAGAUUCCACAUUUUUGGGCAGCAAAGAAGGAAUGAAAACUCCACCUGGUAAAGAAGAAAAAGCAACUUCCCUUGGAUCCAACAGCUCUUCCUCUUCCACUACAUCUUUAGACAGCAAGCAGAAUUGCUCAAAGAAGUGGGCUACCGCAAGGAAAAAUAAGAAGGAAGACUUGAAAAGCCAUUCUGCUGCAACGAAAGGAAGAAACAACACUUUUCCAUCUUCAAGAAGAAAUCCUUUUGAUGAAGGGGAGAUUCAGAUUGGAGACAGAGUACUGGUGGUAGGACAGAGAACCGGAAUAGUUAGAUUUUAUGGGACAACUAAGUUUGCACCAGGGGUUUGGUGUGGAAUAGAACUGGACAAACCUCAUGGCAAGAAUGAUGGUUCAGUUGCAGGAAUGCAGUACUUCAGCUGCCUCCCCAGAUAUGGUGUCUUUGCACCACCAUCGAGAGUGCAGAGGCUAGUGGGAUCGCUAGACUCCCUCACAGAUGUUUCAUCAAGUAAAAUGAAUCAUUCUCUCCCCGGUUUCCGACGAAGUUUUAGCACAACCUCUGCGUCUUCCCAAAAGGAAUUAAACAGGAGAAACUCCUUUGUCAAGUCAAAAAAUGCUUCCCUGCGACGCAGCUGGAGCAGCACCACUACGGCCAGUGCUGAGGGGCCCGUCAAGCUUCACGAAGGCUCCCAGGUCCUCCUGAGCAGCUCCAGUGAGAUGGGCAUCAUUCGCUACAUUGGGCCCACAGACUUUGCUCCAGGCAUCUGGCUUGGCCUGGAACUCCGAAGUGCCAAAGGCAAGAAUGACGGCUCUGUGGGUGACAAGCGGUACUUUACUUGCAAGCCAAAUUAUGGAGUCUUGGUGCGGCCGAGCCGAGUCACUUACCGAGGCAUCAACGGUGCAAAACUUGUGGAUGAUAUCUGCUGAAAGCAAACUCCUCUAGCUCUUGAGAUGAGGGCGUAAGAAAUAAAGCACACAAGACAAUCCUGCCAUCGCCUGCAUGAAGUUCUGCCUUACCCAAAGUCCUAAAACUGCAUUUGUAUAACACUUGCACAGCUCUAGCCAGAUUGGAGUUGCAUUAUGACUCUUGAGGAAUGAAAUCUUAAUAGCUUCCCCUACAGAACGGGUCCUCUCCCGAAAGCUGCUUACAUACUAAAAAUACAACUUGGGGUUGAGCAGUCCUGUUAUUUGAAUAAUCUGUUUUUUAUCUGGCUCCAUGUUGACAUGCUUUGCUACUUUACAAAUGAUGUUUCCAUCCCACAUUCUAAUGAAGCUGUAAAGUGACUUGAGAUCGCAGAGCUUGUUAAACAAGCAGCAGGAUUUGUCAACCUGCUAAACAGUCUUCACUUUCUUUGGGGAAAAAAUAGCAAUAAAAAGGGAGGGAAGCGACAGUAUUUAGGGGGAAAAUGUUGUGAGACAGGUAGCUUAUUAUCCAGACAGAUCCUCCAAGCACAAAGCAACCAGUUGAAAAGAGAAAAAAAUGUGCUCCUUCCAUGCUACAUACAGAAGCAUCCUGAAUAGAAGAAAGGGAAAAAAGAAUAAAGCAGCACAAAUAUUUUCAGGUAAAUAGUAAAAGCACUUUUUGCUACAGUAUAUAGAGAUAUACUGUAUAAUGGACAUGCGUGUGUAUUUUAAAGGCAGCAGCAUGCCAGAAGCACUUUCCAAAAAUGCCAUUGGAACAAGUAUUAAUGCACUUUUAUUUCUCCUUUCUGAAGAGUUUCCCCACUCAAGUUCUGGAGAAAUUAUUUUGUUAGUCAAGACUGAAGCCUGUAACACUGCAACGUUUUGCAUGCAUCAAAUGCCCUUCAGCAAAGCUCUCCAGCCAGCAAUCAGAUUGGCCAACGGGUCAUUUUAAGGUGAGGUAGCAGUAUUGGGUUUAAGAUAAUGUGUGCAUGGAUUUGCACCACCUCCUCCUCUAGGAAACGUGCCCACUCAUGGGUAGGUGCUGAGGGAGCCUUUCUUCCUUCUGAUUUUUGACAGUGUUCUUAACCUUGGUUAAAACACCCUAGUUUAGUCUUCUGGGAGGAGAAGCUUGUAGAAAGCCUAUGGGAGAUUCCAUGAUUGUUGCAGGUUCAAGUUUCCUCUUCCUCUAGAACCGUCACCUGGUUGACUUGGAACCUUUAGCUUGCCUUACUAUGCCAAGCCACUGCAGGUUGAGUUAGGCCAUAUGGCAGCUGACCAUCUUGCCCACAGGCCACCACUUCCUGGCUCUGGGCAGAACAUUUAAGAGAGACCUAUAUUUCGGUGCUUGAAUCCCAAAUAUCCCAUGUGCAAUAAGAAUUCUGUAUCACUGUAGACGCCAACCUUAGGAAAAGCUUGUCACAGUGCUAGGUGUUGAAGCCCUUGCCAUUUUUAUAUAAUGUGGUUGCUACAUUGUUGCCUAGAAGCAUGAUGUACCUUGAAAUAAAAAAAAAACUUUUAAAACAUGAUUAUUUUACUACACUAUGCUUCUCUUUAAAUAAGUGAGUGAUUAUAAAUUUAUAAAUUGUAUUGUUAAAAAAUAUAUCUUAUUUUAAUUGUUAUGACAUAUUUUGAACCCUUAUUAAAUGGAUUCAGAUAAUUUAAAAGCCACAGAAGUCACUAAGUGGCUUCAUCCUUGAAAAUAAGGGGAAGAAUUCAGUGUAGUGUUAUGGUAACUGCCUCCCUUGUGCUAACAGCAGUCCUUGCACAGCCUUCCACUAGUGGGACUCAUUAGUUGAAUCCUGGCCAAGGUAUCUUGUCAAAUUGCACUCAAAAGUAAAACUACAUUCUAGCUGUCUAUAAAAGUGUAUAGAUAAUAUUUUUAAACAUUGCUAGAACCAUUUCCCCCGAUCUACAUUAAGCACGACGAAUCUGCAAUAUUGCUUUAUAGCUAAUGGGUAUUUUUAAACUAAGGGCAAUGGUUGUAAACUGUGAUUAUAAACUUGUUCUUAAUUAAAAGCCAUCUGAAAACUGCAGAAAUGCAUUUGAGGAUCCAGAUGCACCUUGAUGCACUGAAUCUUGCCAUGUCUGACAUCUGUUUCCUUGGGUGUUUAAAUGUAUUUUUAAAUGAGAGUGCUGUUAAUGGUCGUUUGGUUUUAACGAUGCCUGUUGCUUUUAAGAAAACUGAGCUAUCACUGACCGAGUAUCCUUUUUUUGAAUCGCUUUCUUAUAAUGUUAACUUGCACAUUAUGCAUUUAGGAUAGAAAGCAGCAGCUGUAAUAUAACAAAACAGAUGUUUUAAACACCUUUUAUGUUUGUAAUAUAUUGAUGUACUCUACAGACAUGCUAAUUUUGAACAUAAAAAUGUUUUGUGCAUUCCCUA